GAGGAAAGCCAAUGAAACCUAAAAAACAGGUCGCCUUAAAAUUUAAAACCCUAACCUUAACCCUAGCACUAGCUACCGGGAUUAAUGUUACUAAUGGUUUUGCUACUGAAGCAACUGAUGCCGAAAAAAUAACAGCAGCUGGCACCGCAUUAAAAGAUUUUAUUAAGGAUUAUGAUGCAGCCAAUACUCCAGCUGAGUUGGGAGUUGUAGGGACAACAGCUGGUGCAGUAGCAACAGGAAAGGGAAUUUAUAAAGCAGCAGGUAAUGUUGGAACAGAUGGACAAAAAGCAAUAGCCCAAGGUAAAGACCUAACUAAAACUAGAUAUGCUGAAUUAUUAAAAGAAGCUAAAGCAAUAGACAUUGGUGCACCUAAAGCUAAUGCUGUGUUUGAUGCUGGUGUUGCUGCUGAUGACAGCACCGAAAAUAAAGCUAAAUUGCUAAAUCUCUUACUAACUGAGCUUGGUGAUAAAAACGAUGAGAUUGGUGUUGAAAAAUAUCUUAAUGGUGUUUCAAAACUUGCCAUCGAUAACAGCGGGAAACCAGAGGUGGAUGAUAAAUUAAAAGCCCUUAUGGUGGAUGGCAUAGAUGGUGACAGCGUAUCAGCUGCUGCUAAUACAGAUGAAUUAGUAACUAAUAUCCAUAAUUUAAACCAUGUUGUCGAAGGUUUUUAUAAAACCCUAUAUGGCAAAACUGAAGCUGAUGAAUUAUCAUGGGAUGAAGCUAAGCUAGAUGCAUUUAUGGCUUAUGCCGCUGCUUAUGCUAAGUUAAAUGCUGAAGGAGUUGACAAAGUAGAUGAUGAAAAAUAUACGGAUGCUCCUACCGAAAAAGCUAGUGCUUUAUAUAAAGAGUUAUUCUUAGCCUUUGAUACAAAUACAGCGGCUCAACUUGAUAUUGAUGAGAAAAUAAAAACAAUAACAAAAGAUACUCAGUUGGGUAAAGUAGUAGCUCCUGAUGAGCAUCUUAAAGCCGCAUUAACUCGUGUUGAUAGCGUAGUAGAAUCAG
Molecule: messenger RNA, 1002 nt
Organism: Paramuricea clavata
Lineage: Eukaryota; Metazoa; Cnidaria; Anthozoa; Malacalcyonacea; Plexauridae
Source: the annotation of a GenBank genome assembly